UCUCUGCGGUCUGUUGUUGUUCGACGCUGAAGCUAACGGCUAACAGCUGGCAGGACCGUGAGGAUGCGGUCGGACCGACACACGGAGCGACACUCGCGCUGCUGACCUCUCUCUGUUCCGGUUCUGUUAGUUAGAACGGACCGAGCCGGGCCAGCUACCGCCUGCUCCGGGCUUUCGGUCCUCUCUGCUGCGGGGGACGACGAGCUGGCUGGCCGCUUAGCUCCGUUAGCAUGUGCAGGCUAAUCGGCCAGUGUUAUUAGCCUCUUUACUUCCGGCUGUUAGCCUGAUUUAUGAAUGUAUCAGCGGGUUAGCCCGAGACCUAGCUACUCUAAUGUUGUAGUCAGAUAAGUGUAUUUAAUUGCAGAAUGUAUUUGCGUGUUUGCUCGGCGGAGACAGUUUCUGAGGUUUCACUAACGGCUCGGUGCUCUGCUAGCAGCUAGCGCUAGCUGUUAGCCGCGGCUAACGGGCUCAGAUGUCUUUGUUUCCGUCAGACGGUUUCUGAUGUGAGAGCAGGUUAGCUCGGCUGUUAGCUUAGUUAGCGGGCAGGUUCGGACACGGCGCUUUGUCCUCCGGCGUUUGUCGGUGCAGCAGAUGUUUAGCUAAGCGUUAAAGCACAGAUCGGUUUGUUUCUCUGCGGGCGGACAUGCAGCGCUCCGGGCAGUGACCUUGGACUCCUCAUCCCCAUCAUCUCCAUCACAGCGAGCCGCCGGGUUAGCAUGGCCCUCCGACCGGGCUGCAGGCACACUGUGGUCUACCUGCUCAUACUGACAGGAUGCAUUGCUGCCUCUCAGAGGAAUGACAACGUCUAUGUGUCGGGGAUUUCUAAUGCCUGCGGCGACGUGGCGGAGCUCCUGCGAGCGUCCAGCGGCGUCAUCACCAGCCCCGGUUGGCCCUUCCAGUAUCCGGCUCGACUGAACUGCAGCUGGAACAUCAGAGCUCGACCCGGAGACUCCAUCACCAUCAGCUUCCAGGACUUCGACCUGCAGGGUUCCCAUCGCUGCACCUCAGACUGGAUGUCCAUCAGCAGCUACAGGAGUCUGGACGGGCUGAGAGUCUGCGGCUCGUCGCUGCCGCCGCCGUACAUCUCCUCCCAGGACCACGUCUGGAUCCACUUCCACUCCGACGACACUCUGACCGGGAAAGGCUUCCGACUGUCCUACAUCACCGGGAAGCCGGAGGCGUCGAGCUGCGACGUGGACCAGUUCCACUGCUCUAAUGGGAAGUGUAUCCCUGACUGGUGGCGCUGCAACUCCAUGGACGAGUGUGGAGACAACUCAGACGAGGAGCUGUGUGUUGACUCUCCGUUCUCCUUCCAGCCCUGCAGCCUGAACCAGUUCCCCUGUUUGUCCCGCUACACCCGAAUAUACACCUGCCUGCCGCACAGCCUGCGCUGCGACGGCAGCAUCGACUGCCAGGACCUUGGUGAUGAGAUCGACUGUGAUGUUCCCACCUGUGGAGAAUGGCUGAGAAACUUCUACGGUUCUUUCAGUUCACCCAACUACCCCGACUUCUACCCUCCAGGAAGCAACUGCACCUGGCUGAUCGACACCGGAGACCACCGCAAGGUGAUUCUCAGGUUCACGGACUUCAAGCUCGAUGGAACUGGUUACGGCGACUACGUGAAGGUGUACGACGGUCUGGAGGAGAACCCUCGCCGCCUCCUCCGGGUGCUGACGGCCUUCGACUCCAGAGCACCGGUUGCCGUGGUUUCAUCAUCCGGUCAGCUGCGAGUUCACUUCUAUGCCGACAAGAUCAACGCGGCCAGAGGCUUCAACGUCACCUACCAGGUGGAUGGGUUCUGCCUGCCCUGGGAGGUUCCGUGUGGGGGGAACUGGGGCUGCUACACCGAGCAGCAGCGCUGUGAUGGGUACUGGCACUGUCCGAACGGCCGGGACGAACUGAACUGUUCUUCCUGUCAGGAGGACGAGUUCCCCUGUUCUAGAAACGGAGCCUGUUAUCCUCGAUCGGACCGCUGCAACUACCAGAACCGCUGCCCCAACGGUUCUGAUGAGAAGAACUGCUUCUUCUGUCAGCCAGGGAACUUCCACUGCAAGAAUAACCGCUGCGUGUUCGAGUCGUGGGUUUGUGACGCUCAGGACGACUGUGGCGACGGCAGUGACGAGGAGAGCUGCCCCGUCAUCGUCCCCACCAGGGUCAUCACCGCCGCCGUCAUUGGCAGCCUCAUCUGCGGCCUCUUACUGGUCAUCGCCCUCGGCUGCACCUGCAAACUUUACUCGCUGCGCAUGUUCGAACGCAGGUCGUUCGAGACGCAGCUGUCCAGAGUGGAGGCGGAGCUACUGAGGAGGGAAGCCCCACCCUCCUAUGGUCAGCUGAUUGCGCAGGGACUGAUCCCACCUGUGGAGGAUUUCCCAGUGUGCUCUGGGAGCCAGGCGUCUGUUCUGGAGAACCUCCGUCUGGCUGUUCGCUCCCAGCUCGGCUUCACCUCCCUCCGGCUGCCCUCCUCUGGUCGUCAUAGUAACCUGUGGCGCCGUCUCUUCACCUUCUCACGGUCUCGGCGGUCGGGUUCGUUGGCUCUGGUCUCAGCCGACCUGGAAGACAGCGCCGGCACCGGCAGCACUGGGAGUUCUGGCUCCGACCUGCUGUCUCCGGACUCGGACGACACGGACACGGAGGGCGAGCGGGGGAGGGAGCGUGGCGUGGGUGCGGUGGGCGGACCCGUGGCCCCGCUGCCACCGAAGACUCCACCCCCCUCUGCUGUGGAGGCCGUCGUCUCGGUGACAGCAUCAACUACGUCCGUGACCCCCAUGCCCAGCCGAGACCCAAGCCGUGACAGGCCCCGAGAGGCCCCGCCCCCCUCCAGCCCCGUCACCGUUGUAACAUCCAAUCCAGAUCCCGAAUGUCACAGCGACGUCCCAGACCUCCAGGCGCCUGCUGCCUCCGCCCUGCAGCGCCUGGCCCAGAACCUGCACCGCCUGGCCCGGAACUUGACCAGAACCAACCAGAACCAGCAGCCCUGGACCAAUCACAGCCCACUGCGCCAGCUGGAGACAGGAAGGGGCGGGGCUGAAUCUACUGAGCGACGGGGAAGCAGAGAAGAAGAAGAAGACGUGGAGCUCCUGAUCCCCGUGUCCGACUCCGACACGUCGUCGUCCUCCUCACUGGUCAGCGACGUCCGCCAGCCUCUGCUGGAGCCACACCCUUGCUCCACAGCAGGCCACCCCCCCCGCCAUCACCACGGAAACAGCAGUCGAGGAGGGCGGGACGGCCCGUGUGAACACUGCAGGAUGGUCCACACGGCUCAGAUCCCUGACGCCUGCCUGGAGGCCACGGGCAAGAUGGAGAGCAGCGACGACGAGCUGCUGCUGCUGUGCUAACAAGCUAACCUGCCGAGCUAACAUGCUAACUGACAGGCUCAUACUUCAUACACUUCACCUACAGCUGGCUAACAUGCUAAUUGACAAGCUAAUACUUGAUACACUUCAACUUCUGGUGGUUAACAUGCUAAAGGACAGGCUAACACUUACUACACUUCACUUACAGUUGGCUAACUACAGGUUAUUACUUUAUACACUUCACCUACAGCUCACUAACACUUUGUAGACUUCACUUACAGGUGGUUAACAUGCUAACACUCAGACUACUACUUCAUACACUUCACCUACACCUGAGUAACAUGCUAUCUCACAGGCUAACACUGCAUGCACUUCAUCUUCAGCUGGCUAACGUGCUAACUGACAGGCUAACACUUCUUACACUUGACCUACAGCUGGCUAGCAUCUUAACUAACCAGUUAGUACUACCCUAGGCCCUACACCCACAGUUAGCUAACAUGCUGCUAUGCUAACAGGCUAAUCUGGUGGGCUAAUAUGACAACUUAUAAGCUAAAAUUUCAGACAGCUAGCCAUCAUGCUAACGCCUCACACUGGACUACAGCGAGCCACCUGUUAACAUGGGUUAGCAUGUUAGCUGGAUCAAAGGUUAGCUCACAGUGAUGUCAAAGAAAAAUGGACCAAUCAGAGACUGAGGGGAGUGAUGCCACUGAUUGGAUUCUUAUCGGUACGAGCAUAAAAACUGUCCCGCUGCUCCCUUGGUCCGUCCGUCAAAGUGCUCCCCUCCUGCUCGUUGGUACGACUGUAAACGGAGUCCUGACUGAACAGACUGAUGGUUCCCUGAGAACAUGAACUCUGAUCUGAUCAGGAACCUUCUCGGGGAACGUGUUGGACUCCUGUUCAGGUGCAACGGUUUAAACGGUCCCCCAUUUCCAACAAUAGUUAUGGAUUCUGUAGAAGGAAACGAUGACGAGGGUCAUGUGACCAGUGGAGGUAGCCAGAGCUAGCAGGCUAGGUUUUGGUAGCCUAGCAUAGCUGGCAGGUCAGGUUCUGACUUGGGUUCCUGAGGUUCUGUACAGUGUGAUCAUCAGAUUGUCCUGUUAGAGAGUUAAUGUUCCACCUCACUGCAGGUGACCUCCAGAGAUAAACCAGUCAAUGUGUUGAAUCCUGUUUUCCUUUUUUGAUGAGAAUGAAGCACAACAAAUUAUUUUAUAGUUUUUAAUUUCGAACCAAACGGUGAGCUGAUCCCAGACAGCAGUGUUAGCAGACUGAUGCUAACGUUACCUGUUCUACCUCCUAGGUCAUGUGACCCUCAUGGCAGCCAUUUUAGCAUUUAGCAUCCAGACUGGAUCUGAGCUGCAGAUCUUCACUCGUUUCAUCAGAACAUCUCAGAUCUACGUUGUCAUUCUUCCUCAUCGCAGACAUUCAUAAAAAAUAUCUGCAACUGGACUCUGGCUGGUUUUAAUUCCAGUCCAUCUACAGUUUAAUUCUGACUCAUAGUUCUGGUUCCAGAUGUCUUUAUUCCAGGCCAACAGAUCUACGUUGUUCUCUCUAGAUUCUUCAGUUUGAACUGGUCAGAACGAUGCUGUAACUGGAACCUGGAAUUACAACCAGCCAGUCAGUAUCUACAGAGUUCUGACUCAGUUUAACUCUUUUGAGGUUUCUGUAGUUUCAUCAGAGACAGAACAUCUGCAGAACCUCCAUCACUGCUGCUGACAGUUCUGAUGUUCUGCUGGAUCAGCAGUCAAUAAGGAGCCUUCAUGAGGUUUGAGAUCUCUGCUGAUGUUGUUCUGACCAGUUCAAACUGGAUCCCAGAGAUCUGUGACUGGUUUAACUGGUCAGAACAAUGUUCAGGAGAUUUCUGUGAUUUUAGUUCCUGAGUCAGACUCAGAUAUUAAAUGUUAAAACGGCUGCUGUAGGUUCUGUUCGGUUCCUCCUGGUGUUUGAGUUCUGACAGCUUCCAAGAAAAGGUUCUGGAGAGUCAGUUCUCAGAGAUGGAGACACUGUUGGUUCCUCUGUUACCUCCACUGAUCUGGUACUGAAAAGGUUCUACAUCUGAUGGUCCUGUUAGAACCGAGACGUUCCACGUGUCAAGACAUUUACAGAGUUUUUAUGUAUUUAAAGGGUUUCACGUUUUUAAAAGUGGAGGUUCCGAGGGAGAACGAUCAUGAGAUUAAAGAAUAAAGACAGAGGAACCAGGAGGGUUCCUGUUAGAGCCAGAGGUUGGUUCUGGAUGGUAAAUGGUGUUAUUUUGUUCCCCUGGUUCCUCAGAUUGAAGCCAUCCUGCUCUUUGUUACAGUUUUGGUACUGGGCCUCCUGUGUGAGUGUGACUGUAUAUUUAUUAUUAAUGACUCUGGUUCUUCUUGUGUUCUUGCUGUUGUAGCUGUUUUUUCUGCAUGAUUCUGAUGUUUGGUGUUAAGAUUUUCUUUGAGUCUGUAAACUGCACUAAAGAUUAAAGGUUCACCUUCGGUGUGUCGGCUCCUCA
Molecule: messenger RNA, 5775 nt
Organism: Amphiprion ocellaris (clown anemonefish)
Lineage: Eukaryota; Metazoa; Chordata; Actinopteri; Pomacentridae
Gene: lrp12
Product: low density lipoprotein receptor-related protein 12
Exons: 11
Coding region: 717-3335 (872 amino acids)
Cellular component (GO): plasma membrane
Molecular function (GO): protein binding; low-density lipoprotein particle receptor activity
Source: RefSeq, a predicted model, not a curated record